CAGGUUUUGGCAAACUGAUCGCAAACCGGUUUGAACCGCUUCUAAAGACAAGGUCAUAUCCCCCGUCUUUCUGGAUUAAAUACUACAUCAGAGAAGCAAAAAAUAUGCCGCAUCAGGCGGAGUUUGAAGCCGUUUCCCCCGAAUCGAACGCCAUGGAGAACUUGGAGAAGCAGCUGAUUUGUCCCAUAUGCUUGGAAAUGUUCACAAAGCCCGUGGUCAUCCUACCCUGCCAGCACAACCUGUGUAGAAAAUGUGCCAACGAUGUUUUUCAGGCGGCAAACCCAUAUCUGCCAACCAGAAGUGGCUCGCUGACGUCCGGCGGCCGUUUCCGAUGCCCGUCCUGCAGACACGAGGUGGUCCUGGACCGGCACGGGGUCUACGGCCUGCAGAGGAACCUGCUGGUUGAGAACAUCAUUGAUAUGUUCAAACAGGAGUCAGGCAGCAGCAGCAGGCCAGCGCAGGAGAGGAAGGAGGAGACGCCCAUGUGCGACGUUCACGAGGAUGAAAGGAUCAACAUUUACUGCGUGACCCACGGCGUGCCCACGUGUUCGAUGUGUAAGGUGUUUGGAGCCCACAAAGACUGCGAGGUGGCGGCUCUCGACAGCGUCUACCAGACAAAGAGGACCGAGCUGAGUGACGGGAUCACCAUGAUGGUUGGGAGCAACGACAGGAUCCAAGGCAUCAUUAGUCAGCUAGAGGAAGCCUGUCGCGUCAUAGAGGAGAACAGUCGAAGGCAGAAGACCAAGGUGUGCGAGAAGUUUGACCAGCUCUACUCCAUGCUGGAGGGGAAGAAGCGGGAUAUGAGUCAGAAGGUGACGGCCGAGCAGGAAGAGAAGGUGAAUUACAUUCAGGGCCUGACGAAGAAGUACGGAGACCAUCUGGAGGAGAGCUGCAAGAUCGUGGAGAGAGGGAUUCAGACUCUGGAUGAGACAGAAAUGGCUCUUUUCCUUCAGAAUGCAAAGGAUCUCCUUAAAAAGAUGGAGGAGGCAUCCAGCACGGCACACUUGGACAAAGUUGAGCACGGCUAUGAGAAAAUGGAUCACUACAAAGUGAACUUCAGAAGAGAGCGCCAGGCUCUGAGCAGCAUCGACUUCAUCCGAGAUGACGACGGCGAGGAUGAAGAAGACGUAGACGCAGGGGCGGCAGAAGGCGCACGGACUGUUUCUGGAGGGGCUGCGAGUUCAGCCUCCCCGGCGCCGCCUAACACCCCCCAGCAAAUAGACUCCUCCCUGAGCCCAACCACGAGCUGAAGGGCUGCUUCUCCUUAUUGUUGGUUUCUGACCAGCUGUGUUGUAUCUUUACAUCCGUGACAAAAGGGAAUCUCUGAUUUUAGGGCAGAAGUAAAGGAGGAAGAUGAUAACAAUAACACAAAUCAAGUCUUAUUUCUUUUCAUCACAUUUGUGUAUUCCAGUUCCCCUCUUCUGAUCUUAGGCACAUCUUUUGAUAGACUAUCUGUUGCUGUUGGCUUUUUCCACGAAUCAGAUAUAUUUUUCAUACCGCCUGACCUUUAAUAACUCGCUACUUGAACUACGUAAUUAGACGGCAGAAGAAAAGGGCUUCACUCCCUCUUUUAUCCCUGUCGUGGUGUUUUUUUCAUGAUUGAUGUAACUUAAUGAGAGCAGCGGAGAUUUGAAGAAGAAAAAAAACAUCACUGUGAAAUUAUAGUAUUGCUCAUUUCUUCUAUUUUUUAAUCACAUAACAUGGAUAUUUUCCUAUAUGUGUCUUCAUUUUUGCCAUUUUAUGGCAGAUCUUCUAUACAUUGUGACAUUAAAAUUAAUUUGAACUGUA
Messenger RNA from Fundulus heteroclitus (mummichog), 1788 nucleotides. It is a transcript of the gene trim55b, whose product is annotated as tripartite motif containing 55b. The transcript has 9 exons. Gene Ontology annotation, molecular function: zinc ion binding. NCBI's taxonomy places the organism in Eukaryota, Metazoa, Chordata, Actinopteri, Cyprinodontiformes, Fundulidae. The record is from RefSeq and is a predicted model, not a curated record. Bases 105 to 1250 code for a protein of 381 amino acids.